AUGGCUACUCCGACAGAAAACGAGGCUCAGCAGCAGGUGCUGGAGGCCGACGACGGCGCAUACACCGAUUCAGACUCCGCAUUCCCCGACGACACGACCAGCGCAUCGACAUCUAUAUCCUCGUCAAUUAGGGCGUACAAGUACGAGAACGGACGCCGCUACCAUGCCUACCGCGAGGGCGAGUACGUGCUGCCGAACGACGAAAAAGAGCAAGAUCGGCUGGACCUCUUCCACCACAUCUUCCGCAUGAUCCUGGGGGGCAGCCUGUACUGUGCGCCGGUGCCAGAGACGAUCCACAAGGCGCUCGACUUUGGCACGGGGACGGGAAUCUGGGCGAUCGACUUGGCGGACGAAAAGCCAGAGUGUGAGGUUUUGGGCACGGAUAUCAGUCCCAUCCAGCCGGGUUGGGUUCCACCGAACUGUAAAUUUAUAAUCGACGAUAUAACUCAAGACUGGGCGUACGGGCCCGUCUUUGAUUUUAUCCACGGCCGUGGCAUGGGCGGCACGGUGAGUGACUGGGAUGCGCUGUAUACGGAGGCCUUUGACAGCUUGAAGCCUGGCGGGUGGAUUGAGAUGCAAGAGUAUGCGAUUGAAUACGCGAGCGACGACGGGACUCUGGAGAAGGCGAAGAACUUGACAAAGUGGAUCGAUCAGCUGAACGAAGCCAGUGCCAGUUUUGGCAAGGACAUGAACAUGGCAAAGAAGCACAAGGGUCUCAUGGAGAAGGCUGGGUUUGUGAAUGUGCGAGAGCAGGUGUUCAAGGUCCCCGUCGGCCCUUGGGCCAAAGACAAGGCUCUCAAGGAAAUUGGCAAGUACACCAUCAUCCACACCAUCGAAGCAGUCGAGCCGUUUACGCUCGCCUUGUUCAGCCGCGUGUUGGGCUACUCCAAGGACGAGAUUGAUGUGUUACUGGCAGGCCUGAGGAAGGAGCUGAGGGACCCCGAGAUUCACAUUUACACUCCCUUUCACUUUAUUUACGGCCAGAAGCCGGAGACGGCAUAG
Messenger RNA from Aplosporella prunicola CBS 121167, 1002 nucleotides. RefSeq lists its product as uncharacterized. The record is from RefSeq and is a predicted model, not a curated record. The coding region runs from base 1 to 1002 and encodes 333 amino acids. The transcript is spliced from 4 exons. Lineage: Eukaryota; Fungi; Ascomycota; Dothideomycetes; Botryosphaeriales; Aplosporellaceae. Gene Ontology annotation, molecular function: methyltransferase activity.